This is a messenger RNA of Aspergillus alliaceus, 2763 nucleotides long. RefSeq names its product CHAT domain-containing protein. The record is from RefSeq and is a predicted model, not a curated record. The coding region runs from base 82 to 2763 and encodes 893 amino acids. The transcript is spliced from 2 exons. NCBI's taxonomy places the organism in Eukaryota, Fungi, Ascomycota, Eurotiomycetes, Eurotiales, Aspergillaceae. Gene Ontology annotation, molecular function: protein binding.
GUUAACCUCCAUGUUCAGGAGUUAACUGAUCCGAAGUAGACUGGAUGUCUCUAACUCGACGGCUUGAAAGGGAAAAAAAAAAUGGAUGAAGUUCAACAAGACAUCCCACUCACACAGGCCGCCGUCGACGCCAUACCAGACAACCACAUAGACUGGGCAAGAUUCUUCGAUAUCCUCGGCCAGGACUUGGAGCAGCCUAAAUGGCCUGCAUUUCUGAACCACCUCGCACAGAAUAUGAACGAUCUAUAUCUCGAAAAUGAUGACUUAUCCGAUCUCGAACAGGCUAUCAAACUUACACGGGGCGCUGUUCAUCUCACGCGCGAAGACGAUGCAGAUCCCGAUUACCCAGGGUACCUGAAUAAUCUGGCGAAUCUACUCGGCGACAGGUACAUCAGGACGGGGUCAAUAGGAAAUCUUGAAGAAGCAAUCGCCGUUGCACAGCAGGCCAUCCAUACAAUACCGAAGAACCACCCGAGUCGGCCAAAGUACUUGAAUAAUCUGGGCAAUCAGCUGAAUGAUCGAUAUCUCAUAACAGGCGUGCUUGCUGACCUGGACGAAGCCAUCCAAGUUGGCUGGGAAGCUAUCCGCCUCACGCCGGAAGACCACAUCCACAGGCCGGCACUGUUCAAUAAUCUGGGGAAUCGACUCGGGGACAGGUAUCUCAGGACAGACUCCCUAGGCGACCUUGACGAAGCGAUACGCAUCAAACGGGAAGCUGUCAAAGCCACGCCAGAGAACCACCCAGACCGCGCAGGGCGCUUGAAUAACCUCGCAAUCGAGCUGAGUGCCAGGUACCUGAAGACAUUUGACCGGUUAGACAUUGAAAUGGCCAUCCAGGCUGGUCGGGAUGCUAUUAGAAGCACGCCGGCCGGCCAUGCAGACCUGACGAUGUAUUUGCACAGCCUGGGCAACUCGCUCGAUUACAGCGCCGAUGCUUCAAACCUCGAAGAGGCUGUCAUGGUUGGGCGGGCGGCCGUCAAUGCCACGCCGCGAGACCACCCGGACCGGGCCAUGGCCCUGAACAGUCUAGGGAAGCGCCUCGGCGAGAGAUUCUUGAAGACAGGCGCAUCCUGCGAUCUCGACGAGGCUAUCUCAUGCCACCAUGGGGCUUUGUAUCAGGAGAAUGCGUCCACCAUCCAUCGCAUAGUCGCUGGUCGAGCGGUAAUUCAACUUUGUGCAACCCGUCAGGACUGGCUACAGGGGUAUACAGCAGCGGAGACGGCUGUUGACCUUGUUCCUAAACUAACGAUGCGGCCGCUCGAGAAUUCAGAUAAGCAGUAUAUGCUUGGUCAAGUGGUUGGGCUUGCUUCUGAGGCCGCAGCAGUCGCAUUGAAUGCACACAGGGCCCCAUCAGUUGCGUUAGGAUUCCUUGAGCAGGGGCGUGCCCUACUUGCGGCAUCUCUUGAAGAGAUGAGGACUGAUAUCCUUGAACUGCAAGAGCGGUGCCCGCAACUGGCAAGGGAGUUUAUUCAUCUUCGAGACCAACUCGAGCCCCCGAUGGACUUAGAUGCCGCAUCAUUAUUACUAUCAGUUGAAAACGAGAAGAAGGGACAGUCAUUCGAACAGGUCCAAGCAGACACGCGACAUAAAGCAGCCAGCAAUUUCGACAGGCUGGUCGCCGAAAUCCGCCAACAACCAGGAAUGAACGACUUCCUGCUUCCGCCCAGCACAGCAGACAUGCAAACUGCCGCCAGAAAGGGGCCCAUCGUGCUGAUCAACGUCAGCGACUACCGCUGUGACGCGAUUCUGAUUGAGCAGCACCGAAUCCGCUCCCUGCCUCUACCCGCCCUGCACAACGUGGACGUCAAGAAACGCGCCCAGUCCGGCGACCUGGCAAGUCUCGGUACCCUGGGAUGGUUGUGGACCACUAUUGCCCAUCCCAUCCUCCACGCUCUCGGGCUUUCCCAACCCCCGUCCGCCAACGACGACUGGCCGCACAUAUGGUGGAUCCCUACAGGUUUCCUGACGAAGUUCGCCAUCCAUGCCGCCGGCCGAUAUAAACAUGUCAGUGGUGGCGGUGGUACUGGUGGCGUAGUAUCCUCCUGCGAGUCCGUCCUGGAUAGGGCCAUGUCAUCCUACAGUUCAUCCGUGAAAGCAAUCAUCCACGGCCGCAGGCGCGCAGCAGCGACUAGUCCUAGUACGACCUUGACACCCGGGGGAGCCACCACCCCCCUGCAGCAAGCGCUCCUCGUCGCCAUAGAGCACACGCUUGGGGAAUCGCCGCUCCCCUUCGCCGCGCAGGAAAUCAGAACCCUACACCCGCUGUGCGCGUCCAUGGGCCUCACACCCAUCUCCUCCACCGGCGGGGGCAGAGGAGCCGUGCAGACCCAUCUCCCGCGGUGCAAGAUCUUUCAUUUUGCAGGCCACGGGUACACAGAUACCUCCGAUCCAUCGAAAAGCCAUCUCCGUCUGCGGGACGCGCAGGUUCUCCGUGUUGCGGAUCUCCUUGCGAUGAAUAUCCGGGGAUCUUCGCCGUUCCUGGCGUACUUGUCUGCGUGCGGGACGGGGCGGAUCCGCGACGACAGGUUCGUGGAUGAGAGUAUUCAUCUGAUUAGCGGGUUUCAGCUUGCGGGGUUUCGGCAUGUUAUUGGGACGCUGUGGGACGUGAAUGAUGAGAUUUGUGUGGAUGUGGCGAGGAUCACUUACGAGAAACUGAGGGAUAGAGGGGGGUGUGGAUGGGGGUUGGAGGCGGAUGAGGCUGUUUGUCGCGGGCUACAUGAGGCGACGAGGACGCUGAGAGAGCGGUGGCUAACUGUUAUGUAA